Messenger RNA from Alligator mississippiensis (American alligator), 1371 nucleotides. RefSeq names its product tigger transposable element-derived protein 1. Lineage: Eukaryota; Metazoa; Chordata; Crocodylia; Alligatoridae. The coding region runs from base 1 to 1371 and encodes 456 amino acids. The transcript has 2 exons. Gene Ontology annotation, cellular component: nucleus. Gene Ontology annotation, molecular function: DNA binding. The record is from RefSeq and is a predicted model, not a curated record.
AUGGCGUCAAUGAAAGUCUUUGAUAUUGUGCCCAAAACAGCAUGUAAGUCUAUCACCCUGGCCCAGAAAAUAGAAAUCCUUGAUAAAUUAAGAGAAGGCAAUAGUGCUGCGUUGAUUGCUCGCCAAUACAGUUUCAGUGAAUUGACUGCGCAUACCAUUAAAAAAAGUGAGCAAAAAAUUAGAGACUGCGUGAAAACGACAACUCCUGUGAGUUGGAGAGUGUUGUUGGUGACUAGAAUUCCUCUUUUAGAUAAGGUUGAGAAACUCCUUAAUCUUUGGAUCAAUGAAAUGACCAAUACAAAAGGAGCAGUUGUCGACGGCACAGCAUUUACGGCUAAAGCUUUGUCUCUGUACAAACAUGUAGCCGGGAGUGAAGGAGAAAGUAGUGACACCAACCCAUUUACUGCUAGCAGGGGUUGGCUGUACAGAUUUGUUCAGCGGUAUAACCUGCAAAAUGUGAAAUUACAAAGCAAAGCAGGAUCUGCCGAUGUGGACAGUGCUAGCAAUUUCAAGCCAGAGCUUUUAGAAUUUAUUAAAGAUAAAGGCUACGAACCCGUCCAAGUUUUCAACUGUGAUGAAACAGGACUUUUUUACAAGAAAAUGGGCAAUAGGACUUAUUUAACCAAAGAACAAAGUGUGGCCAGUGGUUUCAAAGCAUUUAAAGAUAGAUUAACCCUUUUGUUUUGUGCAAAUGCCUCAGGGGACUUUAAGUGCAAACUUCUUUUAGUGUACCGAGCCAAAAAUCCAUGUGCGCUAAAGGGUAAAAACAAGAAAUGUUUGCCGGUAGCGUGGCAUUCCAAUAAGAAAGCCUGGAUCACGUAUGUUGUUUUUGAGGACUGGCUGCAGAAUUCGUUUGUACCGGAAGUGAAAGAAUUCCUUGCAAAAAAGAAUCUCUCUUUCAUGGUUCUUCUUGUGUUGGACAAUGUGCCAGGUCACAUGUCGGAGUCAUUGUCUUUUGUUGAGCCCGAUGUUUCUGUUAUGUUUUUGCCUCCCAACACAACAUCAAUUUUACAAUCUAUGGACCCGGGCGUCAUUAAGACUUUCAAGUCUUAUUACACUAAGAGGCUCUAUAGACAGAUCGUCAAUGAUUUUAGAGGCUUCCCCACCAUAGACAAUGAAGUCACUGACAUUGUGAGGCUGGCCAAAUGGCUGGGAGGAGAGGGAUUUGAAGACAGCGAGGAUGUGGAGGUGGUUAAGCUGAUUGAUUCCCACCAACAAGAACUAACAAAUGAGGAACUUGAGCACCUUGCUGCAUCCAGCAAUGACAGUGAGGAAGAGGGAGAGACUGAGUCUGCUAAGCCAGCCUUCACUGCUAAAUCCAUUCGAGAGUUCCUGUGUAAGGCUCAAAACCUGAGUGAAGAGAUUGUGUAA